UAGAAUUGAAGGAUUAUAAAUUUGCAUAUCGGAUCAGGGAUCUGAUAGGUUACAGCCAUCGGUGCCCUUCCCCGUGGUAAAUAAAGUGGCUGUGCCGUAGUUUCGGGGGGAAAUCCAGGGGCACUUUCUUCCAAACCUGUUGAUCACGACAGCCACUCCCCUCACUCUACAGAUCGCCACCCUUCAAUCUCUGCCUCAUUCAAAGGUCAGGUGAAAGAACGACGAGAAGAAAAUAUCAUGUGCCAGACUGAGCAAAAAGACCGGGGAUCCGCCAAGGAAUUCGCCGAUAAAUACUCUAUAACCUGUUCAACGGCUGACGCUACAUCGAUUCCCGAUUGGAUGGCUGAUUCAAUCAAUGGUGGAGCCUUGCAACAAGUCGACCUUAAUAACGGAACCAACGGUUGGUCUUCUCCCCCGGGUGAUCUCUUCUAUCUCCGUUCUCAAAGCUACCUGACCAAACGUCAAAAAUGCCCCGCCGGCGAUUAUUUACUCUCUCCCAUUGGUAUGGACUGGCUCAAGUCCGAUUCCAAGCUCGAUAACGUACUCGCCCGUCCUGAUAAUCGUGUUUCUAACGCCCUCCGAAAAGCUCAAUCCGAUGGCCAAUCUAUGAAAAGCUUUAUUUUCGCCGUCAAUAUCCAGGUCCCCGGUAAAGAUCUGUAUAGUGCUGUUUUUUAUUUUGCCACAGAGGAUCCUAUCCCUCCCGGUUCGUUACUUUACCGGUUCGUCAAUGGAGAUGAUGCCUUCCGGAACCAACGGUUGAAGAUGGUUAACCGGAUUGUUGAAGGACCGUGGAUCGUCAAAAAAGCGGUGGGCAACUAUGCGGCGUGCUUGAUAGGUAAAGCUUUGACGUGUAAUUAUCAUAGAGGAGAUAAUUACUUGGAGAUUGACGUUGACGUUGCUAGCUCGGCGGUUGCCAACGCGAUUCUACACCUCGCAUUGGGAUGCGCGACGAGCGUAGUAAUCGAUAUGGGAUUUGUAGUGGAAGGACAGACCGAGGAUGAGUUGCCGGAAAAAUUAAUCGGUGCGGUUAGAGUUAGUAAGAUGGAGAUGUCGUCUGCGACCGUAGUUGAUGCACUUACGCCAUCGGUUCAAACAGCGGCUGGGCGUGGAAUAGGAGUUUGUAAGGUAAAUGACCAUAAAUCUGAUGAUGGCGAAAGCGAUGAUAAUGACAAAUGAUGGGGCGGAGGUUAACGCACUUACGCCAUCGAUUCAGAGAGAGACGGGCCGUAGAACUGGACUUUCAAAGGUUAAACACCAUAAAAGCCAGCGGUGGCGAUGCUAAUGACAAAUGAUGCGACGGGGGUUAAUCUCAAAACCAUUUUUUAUCUUUUAAUUUUAAUUCCUUCUUUUCUUUUUCCACGUUACGAUAAUUCGGGUCCCUUUUUGGAGGAGUUUUGUAGAUAAUAAGAUCAAUAGCAAAUGGGUUCCCAUUUUUUGUAAUGAGAAAAGAAUGCCAUUUUUUAAA
Molecule: messenger RNA, 1465 nt
Organism: Gossypium raimondii (Peruvian cotton)
Lineage: Eukaryota; Viridiplantae; Streptophyta; Magnoliopsida; Malvales; Malvaceae
Product: protein ENHANCED DISEASE RESISTANCE 2-like
Exons: 1
Coding region: 238-1176 (312 amino acids)
Source: RefSeq, a predicted model, not a curated record